Molecule: messenger RNA, 954 nt
Organism: Plasmodium fragile
Lineage: Eukaryota; Apicomplexa; Aconoidasida; Haemosporida; Plasmodiidae
Exons: 6
Coding region: 1-954 (317 amino acids)
Source: RefSeq, a predicted model, not a curated record
AUGCAAACCUUCUUAAACGAAAUAGAAGAUCUUGUUAACGAAGGAGAGGUGAAGAGAAACUUUAACGAGGCGGAGGAAUUGAUGGUCAACACGUGUAAAGAGUUAAUCGAGAAAAAAAAAAAAAACAGCAAUUCCCCAAUUCACGAAAAAAUAAAAUUAUUCCUCGAGGAAGUCAAUUUUAUUAAUUACACACUUGACCAAUAUGCCAAGGAGAGCCAACGUAGAAAAGAAAUUUCAGACAGUGAGAAGGGACAACUGGGUCAGCUUCUAUUAUCCCAGGGGGACAAUUUCCCCUCCAAGGAGCAGGACGAAAUUUUGAAGGAUCUAGUUUUUUUGGAGCUAGGCUUGAAGGAGACUUCUCCAGCUGUGGGCGAGACCAAAAAACUGCUGCUACUAAUUAGCGAGAAUUUUGAAAAAAUUGAAAACAAGGAAUUCGUGCUGACCACGGAAAAGGCUCUGGACAUACGAAUCGAUGACUUUCGAAGGAACGAAAUAAGUGAAGAUUAUUUUUCCAAAAGGAUAAGUCAGAUACACGCGGACACGGUGAACCAACUGGCACGUGAACUAGAAGAGAAGGAGAAGAACUCAACGACCACAUGCCGGGAAAACACAUCAAAGGAGGGUGCAGAGAAUAAUGCACAUGACGAACUCUCCAAGGUGAAUUUAACUGUGGUAUCUUCCAUGGAGCGAGACGCCGGUGAAACUGCCACAGAAGGGGGGACACUCUCCAAUGCUACCUUCCCUCGAAAUGACAAGUCAGGAGAGGUGAAAUGUACAGCGCAAACACCCAACUUGGGGGGAAGAAGCAACACUAGGCGGAAAAGCCGAAAUGAGCAAAAAAUGGUCCAUUCGAAUUUCUUCCACAAAAAAAAGAUGAAGCUCAUGGAGCGCUGGCAGAAGGUGGCCGAAGAAUCUAAGCUACAGAAUGACUCGCACUCGGACUCCAGUUGUUAA